Messenger RNA from Pseudomassariella vexata, 747 nucleotides. Its product is annotated as U3-containing 90S pre-ribosomal complex subunit-domain containing protein. The transcript has 4 exons. Bases 1 to 747 code for a protein of 248 amino acids. NCBI's taxonomy places the organism in Eukaryota, Fungi, Ascomycota, Sordariomycetes, Amphisphaeriales, Pseudomassariaceae. Gene Ontology annotation, cellular component: nucleus; 90S preribosome. The record is from RefSeq and is a predicted model, not a curated record.
AUGGCCUCGAAGGCCAAGUCCAAAAAGAGAGCUGCUGCAGACAGUGAAGGUGGAUCCCGGAAGAAACGAAAAUCUGCCUACGAACAGGAUGAGAGCCUCCUCGACACCGAGUUGGGAGUGAACAAGGGCUAUGCCUUCAUGGACCCUCAACUUCUGGCCGACCACCUGGCUCAGAAGACCACACGAUUCGGGAGCGACCUGAGUCCCAUCGAAUUGGCGGAUCUCUACAUCUCACCAAGCUCAAUACACGACACCACGUCAUGGCUGGAGGAUCGCACUCUGACAAAACUGCCUGGUUUUCUGGAGAAGUUCGCAAAGAAGCCAGAGGAUCUGGGGAAAGCCCCGAAGCAGAAAGGCUCGCCGCACACCAUCAUCGUGACUGGCGCAGGCUUGAGGGCCGCUGAUGUUGUGAGGGCCGUGAGGAAGUACCAGACCAAGAAAUGCUCGGUGGCAAAAUUGUUUGCCAAGCACAUGAAGAUCGAGGAGACAACCAAGUUCCUUCAAGAGCACCAUACUGGUGUUGCGGUGGGCACGCCAACGAGAUUGAAUGAUCUUGUUGAAAAUGGCGCACUGUCGUUGGAGAAUCUUGAGCGAAUUGUAGUCGACGCAUCACAUAUCGACCAAAAGAAGAGAGGCGUGCUCGACAUGAAAGAUACCAUGUUGCCGGUGGCGCGUUGGCUGGCACGCAAGGAAUUCAAGGAGAGAUACACAGCUGGGGACAAGCCUCUGCAGCUGCUGUUUUACUAG